This is a messenger RNA of Formica exsecta, 3274 nucleotides long. RefSeq names its product serine/threonine-protein phosphatase 4 regulatory subunit 3 (gene flfl). Gene Ontology annotation, molecular function: protein phosphatase activator activity. Gene Ontology annotation, cellular component: protein phosphatase 4 complex; nucleoplasm. The record is from RefSeq and is a predicted model, not a curated record. NCBI's taxonomy places the organism in Eukaryota, Metazoa, Arthropoda, Insecta, Hymenoptera, Formicidae. Gene Ontology annotation, biological process: DNA damage response; protein dephosphorylation.
AUGACGGAUACACGUAGGAGAGUGAAAUUGUAUGCUCUUAAUGCAGAUAGACAAUGGGAUGAUCGUGGCACAGGCCAUGUUUCCUCCUCCUAUGUAGAUAGAUUAAAGGGGAUUUCUCUUUUAGUAAGAGCGGAAAGCGAUGGCUCUGUUUUACUGGAGAGUAGAAUACAACCUGAUACAGCAUAUCAGAAACAACAGGACACUUUAAUAGUAUGGUCUGAAGGAGAUAAUUUCGACUUAGCCCUAAGUUUUCAAGAAAAGGCUGGCUGUGACGAAAUAUGGGAAAAGAUUUGUCAAGUUCAAGGCAAGGAUCCAUCUGUAGAAAUUACACAAGACAUUGUGGAGGAAUCUGAAGAUGAACGGUUUGAUGAUAUGUCAGAUGCAGCACCACCUAUCGAAUUACCUCCGUGUGAACUUAGUCGAUUGGAAGAUAUUAACGAGCUCAUAGAAAAUUGUUUAACAUCCCCAAUGAGAAAAGAAAAAUUAGCAGUAGCACUAGAAUCCGAAGGUUAUAUUAAGAAAUUGCUAAAUCUUUUUCGUACGUGUGAAGAUUUAGAGAACAUUGAGGGAUUGCAUCAUCUUUAUGAUAUAUUCAAAAAUAUUUUCCUACUUAAUAAGAAUGCAUUGUUUGAAGUUAUGUUCAGCGAUGAUACAAUUUUUGAUGUUGUUGGAUGUUUGGAAUACGAGCCAACGUUAUCUCAGCCAAAGAGGCAUAGAGAAUACCUGCGACAGUUAGCCAGAUUUAAACAAGCAAUUCCUAUCACAAAUACCGAACUGUUAGCUAAGAUCCAUCAAACGUACAGAGUUCAAUACAUUCAAGAUGUAGUGCUGCCAACCCCGAGUGUAUUCGAGGAUAACAUGUUGAGUACAUUGAGUAGUUUUAUAUUCUUCAAUAAAGUUGAAAUAGUGACUUUGAUACAGGAUGAUGAGAAAUUUCUUACUGAACUUUUUCGUCAGUUAACAGACGAAGCGACCUUAGAUAGCAAGAGACGCGAUUUGGUUCUUUUUUUAAAGGAAUUUUGCAAUUUUUCGCAAAAUCUUCAGCCGCAAGGGAAGCUUGGUAUACUUCCCGCUUUAGAAAUCACUUUAGCGAUGAACGAUGCGCAGACAAAAACGGCCAGUAUAGAUAUAUUGACUUAUAUCGUGGAAUAUUCUCCAAGUGUUGUACGAGAUUAUACAUUACAACAGAUAAAUAACACAGAACAGGACCAAAUGUUAGUGAAUGUAAUAGUUGCUCAACUUGUCGGAGAUAGCGAUCCUGAGUUGGGCGGUGCAGUCCAGUUGGCUGGUGUGCUACGUUUACUUCUGGAUCCAGAGAACAUGUUGGCUUCUGUUAACAAAUCAGAAAAGACUGAUUUCUUAAAUUACUUUUACAAGAAUAGUAUUGGUACUUUAAUAGCGCCUCUCCUAGCAAACACAAUCGGAGAACGACCUGCAAGAGAGGAUUAUAGAACAGUACAACUUUUGGGAUUGAUCUUGGAGCUGUUAUCAUUCUGUGUGGAACACCACACAUACCACAUUAAGAACUGCAUAUUGAACAAAGAUUUACUUAGAAGAAUAUUGGUUUUAAUGAAAUCAACACACACAUUUCUAGUACUAUGUGCACUAAGGUUUAUGAGGAAAAUUAUAGCUCUAAAGGACGAGUUUUAUAAUAGAUAUAUAAUUAAGGGUAAUUUAUUUGCCCCUGUAUUCGAUGCAUUUGUAAGAAACAAUGGUAGAUACAAUCUUCUGGAUUCAGCUAUAUUGGAAAUGUUUGAGUUUAUCAAAUUGGAGGAUAUCAAGUCACUAUGUUCACAUGUUGUUGAAAACUUUUCAAAGGAACUGGAAGCAAUUGAUUAUGUACAAACAUUUAAGGCAUUGAAGUUAAGGUACGAACAACAUCAAGACAAAUUAAAAGAUCGUGAUAGAACCACAAUUGACAGUGUUCCAUCAAUUUUGCGGAAUAGUCGGUACCGAAGAGACCAGAGGCAGCUAGAGGAGGAGGAAGAACUAUGGUUUAACGAAGAGGAGGAGUAUGAUGAGGAUUCAAAGAGUCAUCAGCAGCAACAGCAACAGCAGUCUGUGUUAAACAACAAUACUUCUAAUAAUAACAUUACCUCGCAACAACCGCAAAUCAAUAAUAGUUCGUCAACAACGAAUGAAUCGCCAAUUGCUUCGGACAUAAAUCCUACUCCGGCUAUCGGAACUGUGGAAAAAACAGGAACUGCACUAUUCAAAAAGGGAUUAGUCGAUUAUGAAGGAGAUUCAGAUGAGGACGAUGACGAUUCGGAGUCAAGUCCCUCCCCAAAACGACAACGAUUGUCAUAGUAGGCAAACUUGGAAAGAACAAGACAUUUGUGAUUUUUAAUUACUAUUAUCAUUUUACGACCCUCCUACAUGUAAAAACAGAUCUAUCCUCUCAUUUUUGAAAGAGACAUAGAUUGAGCUCUUGCUAAGGAACGGACACAACAAUAAGUGCUUUUAAAGGAAAUUUGUGGUGGGCACUCAUUCAUAGGUCUGUGUAUAGUAUGCAAAACAUAAAUAGGGUCUGAAUGAAAACUGAGUAAAUUAUAUCGGUCGAAUGUCAGUAAAACAAAGGAAGAAUGAACUUUCUUUAAUGAAACGAACAGUGGUAGUAUUGUGGCAUAAUAUGAUGUAGCACGAUGUACUAUAUAAUGCGUAAAGAAAAGUUACAGAUAUUAAACGAAUCAUAGUCCAUUCCACUUGUCUGGAAACACCUUGUGCACUAGGGAAAAUAAUCUCAUGGAUAAUUAUGAAUAAACUAAGAGAAUUUGGCUAUAGAUAGCCAAAUUCAACUGAUUUACAGAUAUAGGAGUUCUCUAAGCAUAUGCUUAGAUACUCGGUAAUACUGCAAUGUCGUAGUUAAACUGUGACUACAGUGAUUACAAUUAUCUGGUAAAUCUGUUAAAAAGGAACUUACAAUAUGCGUUGUAAGAUCAGAUUUGAAGAAGACAAAGAGUACAUGAUGUACCGCACAAGAACAACCGAGCGCUUUGUUUUGCCAUUUGUACGUUUCUUAUCGCCUGUUGUGCGAUAGAGAGACCUAUGCUUCGAGGGGGUCAGGCACUAUGAAACUUUAUCCAGUUCGACAGAAAUAGUAUUUAGUUUGUAUAUAUAUGUAUAUUUGUAACGAUUGUAAAACACAAUCAUACUUGAAUUAAACAGAAACACAUAAUUUCUUUAAGAAAUCAGUUCCCUUUAAAAUACUUUCAAUAAGCUUUUCGGUUGUCAAUGUAAGUAGUAGUAACUGUAUAAUAAAUAUUUGAUUUAUGUA